Drepanopeziza brunnea f. sp. 'multigermtubi' MB_m1 is the source of this 2364-nucleotide messenger RNA. RefSeq lists its product as uncharacterized. The record is from RefSeq and is a predicted model, not a curated record. Gene Ontology annotation, biological process: regulation of transcription by RNA polymerase II. Gene Ontology annotation, cellular component: transcription regulator complex. NCBI's taxonomy places the organism in Eukaryota, Fungi, Ascomycota, Leotiomycetes, Helotiales, Drepanopezizaceae. Gene Ontology annotation, molecular function: DNA-binding transcription factor activity, RNA polymerase II-specific; RNA polymerase II cis-regulatory region sequence-specific DNA binding.
AUGGAAUCUCGUCGACAUAUCUUACCUUCCAGCUAUACACUUCCACUGGAAGACCUCAGUGGAUUUUCAAGAGCCCGAGAGCCUCUUGCAAACUCCGCUGGGAACGCCCAGCCUCACAAUCUGGCUUCCAUACUCUACAAUGAUAGCAAAGGACACCAGCCUCGAGUGGAGAGGCCCAUGUACUCUAUCCCCACCGUCCCCUCCCAGCCUCCUCGACAAUCUGUAGGCAACACGUUGGAGCUUCGACGUCAAAGCACACGUCGACAGCGGCACUUGAGGCUUAGUCGGAACCCCAUCAUUGAGUCUCCCCAAUACCAAGCUUAUCGUGCUCGACAAGAGCGUGAAGGCAACAGUGAGGAAUCAAAAUGGCCUCCAGAGCUCGAGGUCGCGUUCCUUGAUGCACUCAUGAACAUACCUGUGAUGGGCCGCAGGAAAUUCUCCUACCAAAGCAAGCCUCAUGGUCGAAAUGAGUUGAUCACAGAGUAUAUAUGGAUCGCCUACAAAGAAAGCCUGCCUCCGGGGGUCAAACCUGAUGAAUCAAUGAGGAGGACCCGAAAACAAGUUUCAAGUCAUAUUCAAGUACUCAAGGCUUUCUUGAAAGACCACCCAGCAUACGAUCGGCUCUUUCCUCCACCUCCUGCUGCAAAAAACGGAUUCGAAGAUUCCUACAAGAACGACCCUUGCCUACAAGCUCUCGCAGCCGGUCGUCUACCUAGGACGAAACAUUCUUACUACGAGCAACAUCAAAGUCAGCCAGCAUUCCAGUCUCCCAUAAAACCGAUCCUCUUUUGGCUUCUCAUGACAUCUUCAUCGCUUACGGUCGAUGACCGCAACCGAGAGGUCCACGAACACGAACAGGACCUCUACGAAUGUGGCUUGGUUGCACACAAAUUCACUUCACUCAUGGGGGAGAGGAUACGGAGCAAUCUUGAAGCGCUCACAAACUGGCGCCAAAAGUUUCCGGUCUUGCAGCAGCUGUACGCCUCUGGCGAGCUGAACUGUGAUAUCAUCCACAUGGAGGCUGCAUUGAAUCUGCUCACGAGCCAGCCGGCCCAAGGGUCUGAGCUAUGCAGCCGCACAGUGCUUUCGGUACCUGGGAUGCAGAGCGACACCGAGUGGAGAACCGUUACAACUCUCAACAAACCACGCGAGCUUUACCGCGACCAGAUUUCCGAUCCACCCAUGGAGGCACAGCCAUUCCUCGUCGAAAUGACAUCUGUGAACGAUGACGAGACACAGAUCAAAAUACCGUUUCCCGCAAGCCCUUGGGCCCAAGCAUUCUCCUGUCUCCAAACCAUCCAAUCUAGGUACGAGGAGAGACAGCAACAUUCAUUCAACGAUGGCAUGGGUCAGUGUCGACCCGCUCGCGACUUCGUUGAUCAAAUAACAAUGUACCAAGAGGUCCAAUCCUCAGCAGGACCGCACACUGGGUGGGUGCGCCGUGCAAUCAUCCUUUGGACCUUCCGCCAGGCCACCAGCCCCCAGAACAUCGGCACAACAUUCCGCUAUCUCGACGUCAACACCCCGGCUCGCAGAACCGUCAUGUCACCCUCCCCCCGUAUGAGCCACCAAAUCCAAGCCAGCAUGAGCGAUAAUUUCAACAGCUGGUCCGAUACCUCCUUGCACCUCCAGCACCCAAAUCUGCUUGACCCCUUUGUGACGCAAGGCUUGCAAACACCGCCUCACACAGCCGGUCUGCAAUCCUCCUUCAAUACGCCCAAUUACGCCUAUGGCGCUCCGUCCUAUGAUCUGCCUAGCGAGAACCUCAGUUUCCAUUCCAACACCAACACAAUUGACAGCGAAACCACGUUAGUCGACCACAAUAUCGACAACUUCCUCAGCAACUCGCACGUCAACCUCGCCGACUUUGAGCCCACUCCUCAAAGCUGGCAAUUGCCAGGCACCGAGUCCUUCGACGCCGACCCAACAUGGGCACUGGCUAACUACACCGUUCCCAGCACGACGCCCGCACUCAGCUGGGACGCCCACGAAGCAAAGAGCCAAGCGUGGCCUGACCUGCCUCUUGAUGGCAAGACAUGGGUCCCGCCAGACGAGAACGGGAGUCCGGAGAAGAACUGGCCGGAACAGGUGGGAAUCAGCCCGGCGAAGAGCAGUGUGAACUACAUCGAGCAGAGCGUUGAGCAGAAGCUGUUGCCGUGGAUCGAAGGCCACCGUAACGAUGCGAAGAGAAGCACGUACGACGAUUCGAAAGACGCCUACGAUGAAGUUGUCGUCGUGCCAGCAGUCGAGAACCACCACAUCCCUGACGUCCAGGCGAACCAUCACGAUCCCAAGGCGCAGGGUUGGCACGACCACGCGCCGCACGAUGAUUUCGACUACUCGCAGAUGGAGCAGCUGAAAUGA